AUGACCACCACCUCAGCUCUUGCCGCAGCCAUUUUUGCUUGGAACCAGAGGGAACCCGUGAGGGGUUUCUCUCCUUUUCAGCACGCCCUAGGUCAGGCACCAGACCUUGAUGGUAGGUUUUUCGAAACGCCGGUGGGCGGACUUCCAGUAGGAGCAAUGGAAAACCCCGAAGGGGAACUGGCACAACGACAAAACCUUAGGCUACAAGCUGAGGAGAAAUUUGUCCGCUGGCAGGCUAAAGAUCGAGUGGAUAGGGCCCUGAAUUCCAAAGGCAGAAAGCUUCCGGAGUUUUUUCCGGGAGAUUUGGUCUUUUUCUGGCGCAGCUGCAUCAAAAAGAACCAAGACGGCACCCGCAUUCAGACCGGUACAGUCGGUGGCUAUGCUGGACCAGCCCGGAUUUUAGCCUUGGAGACCCGGCAUGAUGAUGAUGGUAAACUGAAGGGGAGUUCAGUGGUGUGGUUAGUUCGCAACAACCGACUGCUGAAGGCAUCCAUUCAACAACUGCGGAGAGCCUCCCAAAGAGAGACUGUGAUGCAUGAGCUUGAGCGACCACCAGAAUUGCCGUGGACCAUGACUGAACUAGCCAAACCACUGGGACGAGAGGAGUUUGAUGACAUAUCCCAUGAGGCCAUGCCGGCCCAUGUCGAGGAUGAGACACCUCGCUACUGGGUUGAACCUCCUGCCAAGAGAUUGAGGAAAAAGACGGCGGACUCUGUUUUUCGGCCACAAGCUUCAGAAGCCGCUUCAUCGUCAGCGGGCCCAGUCCGCAGGGAACCACAACAACAUCGAACAGAUCCAUACCCAUCUCUUCUUGCUGAACAGGAACAACAUACUGCUUACUGGGCAGAUGAAACGGCUGCCAUCUCCAUAGAACUGGCACUGCCUCAAUCUCGAAAUGGAUGGAAACAAAUGGCGAAAGAUCCACAAGCUUAUCUGGCCUCUAUGAUGAAGAGAAAGGCUGUGGAGGUGCAUGAGCGUCACAUGGAUGAGGACACAAAAUCAAAGUUUCGCGAAGCAAAACAGACUGAAAUGAACAAGUUUUUGAAGUCCGAGGCUAUUGAAGCCUUACCACCUCAUUUGCAACCCUCCAGGCAACAAGCCAUGCAAAUGCGAUGGCUGCUCACCUGGAAGGUAGAUGGGGACGGAAAAACCGUCCCAAAGGCACGAAUAGUGAUUUUGGGUUACCAAGACCCGGCAUAUGAACAUAGGGUUACGUAUGCACCAACCACCACGCGGCAUACCAGGCAAACAAUGCUGCAGUUUGCGGCCAGCCAGGGCUGGUGGGCAUGGAAGGGAGAUGUUGCCGCUGCGUUUUUGCAGGGUCGGGCUGCAGAGGCUCGAGCUAUAGUGGAUGCUGAGGACAUCCUGUACCUCAUUCGAUAUCAGUGGGCCGAACUGUUAGGGUACUCACCGUGUUUGCGAGACCCCGAUGCCAUGGUGGCCAAGGUGAAGGGCACCCUCAUCACUGAUAGCCGCAGUGUCUAUGACAAAUUGCAGAGACCCUACAUCUCACCCACCGGAGAGUCGAAGAGGAUUGACAUUGAGCUACUAGCUGUGAAGGAGUCAGAGAUGUACACACAGCUGCAAGUUCGAUGGGUGAACUCAGAGGCCAUGCUUGCAAAUAGCCUGACCAAGAGAGGAGAGGAUCACCAGAUGCAGCGCUACGUGGCAUGUCGCCAGGUGUGGCGUGUGGUUGAAGAUCCCGAGAUGUUCUCGGGAAAGAAACUCAAACAGCAGAAAAGAGACUUGUUAGACAUUGAAAAGGCUGCGGGGAAUCCAAAAGAUUCGGAAGUGACAACGCAUCUCCCGCAGCUCAUGAAGCCCUCUAGGCAGGGCAUCCACCAGAAAGUGAAGCUGAGUGCUGAGUGUCCUGUGCGAAAGAGGCCUUCCUUCUUCUCCAGUGCCAAGGUGGGCCAUGGCCAUCCAAGCCGUUUCGACCUGGAUGAUGUGUGGGUAUUUCAGAUGGUGAAAGCCCCAGGGAACGAAGCCUUGGUGAUUCUUGGGACACUGAACCGGAAGCAGAACAUCACUGUUCCCAUGUUGAAACCCGCAUGUUAA
Cladocopium goreaui is the source of this 2058-nucleotide messenger RNA. The record is from the annotation of a GenBank genome assembly. NCBI's taxonomy places the organism in Eukaryota, Dinophyceae, Suessiales, Symbiodiniaceae.